This is a messenger RNA of Photinus pyralis (common eastern firefly), 1388 nucleotides long. Its product is annotated as C-1-tetrahydrofolate synthase, cytoplasmic-like. The transcript has 4 exons. Bases 16 to 1356 code for a protein of 446 amino acids. The record is from RefSeq and is a predicted model, not a curated record. Gene Ontology annotation, molecular function: formate-tetrahydrofolate ligase activity; ATP binding. NCBI's taxonomy places the organism in Eukaryota, Metazoa, Arthropoda, Insecta, Coleoptera, Lampyridae.
UCUUCCGGUUAUAAUAUGCGAAUGAAUAGCAAUGUACGCAUGAUACGCAUAGUGGGUAUGAAACGUUUCGAGUACUUUUCCCGUUUUUUCUGUUUUUAUGUUAAAUCAUACGCUUUAAAUGCAUUUACCAAUGCAUUAUUUGUAGUGGUGGACAUAAACGACAGAUACCUGCGCAAAAUUACCAUCGGGCAGUCUCCAACCGAGAAAGGCUUAACUCGCGAAUCCAGUUUUGCGAUAACCGUUUCGAGCGAGAUUAUGGCCAUCUUAGCUCUCGCUAAAGAUUUGGGCGAUUUUAAAGAGCGACUUAGCAAAAUGGUGGUUGCGUUCGAUAAAUUUGGGAAGCCAGUGACCGCAGACGAUUUGGGUGUAACGGGCGCCCUUAUGGUUUUAUUAAAAGAUGCCGUUGAGCCGACGUUAAUGCAGUCGCUCGAAGGAAGCCCCGUUUUAGUACACGCCGGACCUUUCGCAAAUAUUGCCCAUGGAUGUUCAUCCAUUUUGGCAGACAAGGUUGCUCUAAAGUUGGUGGGAGAAAAAGGUUUCGUAGUAACAGAGGCCGGUUUCGGAUCUGACAUUGGUAUGGAAAAGUUCUUCAACAUUAAAUGUAGAGCUUCUGGAGACAUUCCUAGCGCUGUGGUGCUAGUCGCUACAAUUCGAGCAUUGAAAAUGCACGGAGGUGGCCCCUUGGUAACUCCUGGAACUCCGCUUAAAGAUGAGUACCUCAACGAAAAUCUGGAUCUCCUCCAAAAAGGUUUACCCAACCUCAUAAAGCACAUAAAUAAUGGGCGGCAGUUUGGGGUCCCAGUGGUCGUUGCUAUUAAUAAGCACAUGGCCGACACUGAUGCAGAAAUUGCUUUGGUUAAAAGAGUGGCUGUAGAAAAUGGCGCUUUUGAUGCAGUUCUCUGUACACAUUGGGCAGAAGGUGGUGCUGGCGCUGUAAAACUUGCAGAAGCUGUUAUUCGCGCCAGUGAGGAACAACCAAACUUCCACUACUUAUACGAUCUGAAUCUGUCCCUGGAAGAAAAAAUGAGCAAAAUAGCGAGAGAUAUGUAUGGUGCAGAAGCAGUUGAACUUGCUCCAAAUGUUAGGGGAAGGGUUGAACAAUACCAAGCACAGGGCUACGGAAAUUUACCCAUAUGUAUGGCCAAAACGCCUUUAUCUUUAACAGGCGAUCCUACAAUUAAGGGUGCUCCAAAAGGGUUUACCCUGAAAAUCAACGAUGUGACGUUAUCUGCUGGAGCCGGAUUUAUAGUUCCGAUUUGUGGAGAGAUUACCAAAAUGCCAGGACUACCCACACGACCAUCGAUAUACGACAUUGACUUAAAUACGGAAACGGGAGAAAUUGAAGGACUAUUUUAAAUUGUAUAAAGUGUAUAAAUUUUACAACCAAC